AUGUUAACCAGGUGGUUAUCUCUCACGGCCCUUCUGGUUGCCUCAGCAAAUCCAGACAGAGCAGCUAUUGGCCCUCUGACUGUAGCACCAACCCGCCGAGUCAAAGGCCAUCCAGAGGUAGAGCUGACUCUGAACUGUGGAGACGGAAAGAACGCAGGUGUGGUCCAGUAUUGGCACACGCCCUUUGGAGACCUCCAGACCCCCGGUUCCCACGGGAAACCGGACCCCGUCUUUGUGCAGCGCGUCGGGAGCCUGACGAUCCCCAACACCAGCAGCCUACACAGCGGCAUGUACUACUGCCUCCUGCGGGACACGGGGGGAACUACACUGUGGUCGUACGAGCUCCAUGUUGACAGCGAAUAUAAGCGAAGCGAUACGUUCAGGUUCAGGAGGGAUGUUGGGUCCCCGGAGGAGAGGCAGGCGGGAGUCUCAGACGGUCAGUUUGCGGGAGCUGUGGCGGCUUCAGUGCUGUUGACGUUUGUGGUGGGCUUCAGCGCUGGAGCUCUGACCAGGACUCCGGUUCUCAGGUGUUUAGGGGCGGUCACUACAAGGUUGCGAUCACCACGGCAACAACGCUGCCAAACUGACACGCAGGAGCAUGGCUCUGAGGUCACCAUGACAACCCUGCUGCCCACGUACGACAACCAGGCCUUUAAGAUGGAGCAUGACAACGAUGACUCUGCAGAUUGUGCAACCGCAGAGACGACGACCUCACCUCCCCCUGCCAAACCUCAGAGAAGCUUCCGGCAAAAACGACAGGAGGCGGCGCAGGACACCACGGCCUAUCUAGAGGGAUGUGACUACAUGGAGGAGGAGGCAGGAGGAAGUCACAAGGAAAGGAAUAAAGGGUGUGAUGGGGAGGUAGAAGGAGAGAUAUAUUUGGAGGAUGGUGGGAGUCAAAGUGAAACAGAUGACAAGUGCAGUGGAGACAUAGAGGAGAAAGAUGGAAGAGAGAGCAAGGAGGAGUAUGAGGGGUGGAGACACGAUGAAGAGGUGGAGGCGGCAGGUGAGCAAGAGAACAGGAGCAAGGAGGAUGGAGAGGAGAGGAAGUGCAGAGGAGAAAGGGAGCGAUCAAGAGGGGGUAAAUGA
Molecule: messenger RNA, 1089 nt
Organism: Anarrhichthys ocellatus (wolf-eel)
Lineage: Eukaryota; Metazoa; Chordata; Actinopteri; Perciformes; Anarhichadidae
Exons: 3
Coding region: 1-1089 (362 amino acids)
Source: RefSeq, a predicted model, not a curated record